Molecule: messenger RNA, 9515 nt
Organism: Neoarius graeffei (lesser salmon catfish)
Lineage: Eukaryota; Metazoa; Chordata; Actinopteri; Siluriformes; Ariidae
Exons: 2
Coding region: 4506-5558 (350 amino acids)
Biological process (GO): proteolysis
Molecular function (GO): aspartic-type endopeptidase activity
Source: RefSeq, a predicted model, not a curated record
GGGAUGAAUACUUUUGCAAGACACUGUCAGAGUACCAUAAUAACACUGGGUACAGGCCCCCCCCCCCCUUAAUCUUAGCACAGUCUGAAUUCUUCAUGGUAGGGAUUUUACAAGGUGUUGGAAACAUUCCUUUGAGAUUCUGGUCCAUGCUGACACAAUUGGGUCACAUAUAAAAGGGCCUAAUGGGUACCAGUGUGUACCAAGAAAACAUUUCCCACACCAUUACACCAUAAGCAGCAGCCUGAACGGUUAAGAUAGUGCAGGUUUGUGCCAUGAAUUCAUGUUGACACCAAAUUUUCACCCUACCAUCUGCAUGUCGCACCUGAUACCAGUGAGUCAUAUACUAGUGCAUCUCAAAAAAUUAGAAUAUUGUGAAAAAGUUCAAUAUUUUCCAUUUAAGAAAGUGAAAAUGUUAUAUAUUAUAGACUCAUUACAAAUAAACUAAAAUGUUUCAAGCAUUUUUCUAUUUUUAUUUUAAUCAGUAUGGCAUACAGUACAAAAACAUAAAAAAACCCAUCUCAAAAUAUUAGAAUAUUUAAUUUUGAGUUUGAGUAAAACAGUAUGAACACAGUGUAUCUCUUGGUCUAGUUCAGUACACACAACCACAAUCAUGGGGAAGACUGCUGACUUGACUGUUGUCCAGAAGAUGAUCACUGAUGCCCUCCACAAGGAGGGUAAGCCACAAAAGGUCAUUGCUGAAAAGGGUGGUUGGAAAAGGUGCACAAGCAACAGGGAUGGCCGCAGUCUUGAGAGGAUUGUCAAGAAAAGUUGAUUCAAGAACUUGGGAGAGCUUCACAAGGAGUGGACUGAGGCAGGUGACAGUGUAUCAAGACCCAUCACGAACAGACAUCUUCAAGAAAGGGGAUACAACUUUCGCAUUCCUAAUAUCAAGCUACUCCUGAGCCAGAGACAAUGUCAGAAGUGUCUUAUCUGGGCUAAGGAGAGAAAGAAAUGGACUGUUGCUCAGUGGUCCCAAGUCCUCUUUUCAGAUGAAAGUACAUUUUUCUGUAUACGUGUUUCUGUAUGUUGAGCUAAAGUGGCUUAUGGCCCUUUUCCACUACCCUUUUUCAGCUCACUUCAGCCCGACACGGCUCGCGUUUCGACUACCUCAGAACAGCACGACUCAGCUCGCUUCAGCCCUGCUUAGCACCCAAAACUUGCACGGUUUUGGAGUGGGGGUGAAGCGAGCCAAACUGAGCCGGGUGGGGCUAGGGGCGUGAGGAGACACUCCCCUGUGCACUGAUUGGUGAGGAGGAGUGUCCUCACAUGCCCACACGCCCCGCGAGCACGCUGGGAUCUGUAAACACCGUAAACCCGGAAGGAGAAGAAUUACAAAUUACGAGAAUUUCUGAAGCCUUAUGCGCCUCACCUCAUCUAUACACUCUUGCCAGUAUCUGUUGGCGUUGUCGGUGACAACAAGCCACAGCACCAAGACCAGCAACACUAACGACUCCAUGUCCUCCAUGUUUAUUGUUUACUAUCUGGGUCGUGAGACUACCGCUUAAAAGAUCACUGAUGUCACUGUUUGUGCCGCCUAACGACAUCACGUGACAUCCACCCACUUUCGCUAACUCCACCCAAUGUGUCCACCCACUUCCAGCCAGCACGGUUCAGCGCGGUUGUAGUCGAAAUGCAACUCCAACAGCCCCACUCAGCUCGACUCAGCCCAACUCAGCACGGCACGGCUCAGCCCAACUCAGCCAUGUUUGUAGUGGAAAAGCAGCAUUAGUUACUGAAAAGAGAUGUUUUUUUCCAAUGUUGUAAUCGCUGUUCUGUGGCCUUGGUGGUAAUGAGCAGGGUGCUUGAGUUCGUCCUGCUUGCAUCUUCUCAUGAUGUAACCACCUUUCCUGACCUCGGUGGUGAUAAGCAGGGUGCCUGAGUUCUCAUAACUACACAUCCUCCUGCACAUACCAGAGCAUGCCAGGUGCACGCUUUAACAAAGCUUCAUAGAAAAUCUUGAGGCAAUCACAUGAAGAUGCAAGCAGUAAGCGAAUGCCUUUAGAGUAUAAUAGAUAGCAGCCACUAAAACACAACUCAGAGCGCGCAUACUCUCGGCAUCAUCAGAAGUGGUGUCUUCUUCUAUUCUUCUCUUUCCUUUCCUAUUUUAUAUAUCUUUAUAUGAUCUACUAUAAUAAAUAACUGAAAAGAUGACUCCUAAGCAUUCUGAAGUGUUUAUUAGAAAUUUCCAUUACAAUUUGGCGUCCCUGGGUGUGCCCUAUGCGUCUGAUCCUCGGACGAUGGAACACUCCCAAGGCUACGGUGCGGAGCUAAGAACUCAGACGAGAGACCAGGCCAUCAGGGCUCACCGAACCAGUAAGUGAUAACUUUGCAUUCUUGUGUAAAGAAAUUAGUGGAAACAGUAUUUAAAAAAUGAUAUAAGAGACGGACAGAGAUUUGUCCUAGUCAAUGAAGAAUGAUAUAAGAGAUGGACAGAGAUUGUCCCAGUCGAGGAAGACUGAUAUAAGAGACGGACAGAAGUUUGUCCGAGCCCAGGAGGACUGCUAAGCUGUGGUACCAUCAAUAUGUUUGCAGACAAUGGAUAAACACAAUUUUGAGUCAAUAAACUGCGAGUAGUUUAUUGGGUUGUGUAAGAGAAUUAUCCGCCUAAAUGACGACUGGGUAAUCGCUCGCCUACUUGAGGAGGGGAAGUACGGGUGCGUGUUUCGACGGAUUCACGUUCAGCGAUUCGUGGGAAUUGAAUCUUGCUCCCUUUGUUCUGUGUGAACAACUGGCCCAUCUGGGGAAUGGGAUAGAGAGGUUCGAUCACGAAAACGCAAAGACACACCAGUGUGCACGCAAAAUAUUGAUGAAUUAACAGAGUACUGUCCUCCUCCAAAUUCUGAAACAGAGAAACAGAUUUUGUACACAUGCGCGAGUUGUCUCUGAGGUUGUUGUGAUAAAUGAUACCUGCUUUAAUUUAAGGCAAAUGUCAGAUAAAUUGUUUACUAAUAAGAACAUACCUAAAGGAUUAUUGUGUCGCAUUUUUGGACAUAGUCCAACUUGCUCUUCUUGUGAUCCUAAUAAAAACUCAGCCAUUGUUGUCAUAACCUAUUGAUAUAACAGUGUACAAUGAGGAACAGAAACAGUAAGUUAGGGAAAGAAAAGAAAAAGCAAGUAAGUGUGAAGCUACAUGUGCUAUAAUAAGAAUUGGGUGUUCCUAUGACAACCCAAACAUCCAGUUUAUGAAAACCUCGUAUGGCGAGGAUUACUUGGCACAGUUUGACAUAUGGGUAAAGGACUUAGGAUUCCCUGAAAAGGGCAGUUUUAGUCCCAGGCAGAUAGGACAGUUAGAAGAAAAGUUGAAACAGAAGGAAAAGAAGAGCCUGCAGAUAAUGUUAAGUGCUUAGGGGACUGGAGGGCGUUUUCUGCAUGGAAAGAAGAAACACUUAAGAGAGAGUACAAAAGAGAGAAACGACAGGCAGGGCUCUCACCCUCUUCUCAGUGUUUGAAAUUUCAGAUGGACCCUGACCUGGAGUCUGCCCCACCACCCCGACACACACUGCCUCCUCAGCAAGGCGGAGCAUCACUCCCACAAGUGCUUCACCCACUGAAAGGGGGAGAAGUAAAAAAAAAAGCCAAAAAAACCCCCACCUGGGCCUCUGGAAUCUCUCCCAGCCUACCAGCCGCCUCCAGCAUCAGCGCCUCUCAGCGCUUCUCCGUCACAUACGAGAUCCGGUCUUGCAUAUGGCGAUGGAAAAGACACCCUCCUGAACCUGACCACAUGCUCACCAUCCACAGACCCUGGACGACAGCUGACAUGAAGGAAAGCAUGGCUUCUCUUCCCAAUGUGAGAGAGGUAGGAGGAAAGAGAUUUGGUAAUGAGCUGUUGAUAUUUUGCAGAGAAUUCCGACCAACCACCCAUGAGCUUCGCCGCCUACUCAUGAUCAAGAUGGGUAUAGAUUGGAACAAAGUUUCCAAAGAGUGGCCGGAAGCUGACCAGCGAAUGACUACACCAGACUGGAGUGCGGCUGGCAAUAGUGAGUAUAGAGAUACCAUCACUGCUUUCUGUGCUCGUCUGGACAGUGCUUUUCCUUUGAACAUAGACAUGACUAAGAUCAGUAUGUGUAAGCAAGAAGAUGGAGAAGGGGUGUCAGCGUUUCUCGCCCGUCUCACCGCCGCGCAGGAGAAAAAAAACACAGUGGCCUGACCAGGCCCAUGAACCUGGCUGCAGUGGAGGGCACUCCUGAGACUCACCAAGAUCGAGCAGUACGCUGUGCAUGCAGAAAAGCUGCUGAAAGAGAAGGAGAAGACAAAGUCGGCACAAAGAGACCAAGACCUACACGCCACCACUCUCACUCUUCUCCAGACUGCUCAGCCUGGACCUAGAGGAAGACGUCAAGGUAGGGGCUGAGACAGGACGACCUGGAGUGACUCGUCCUGGAUAAAAGGCGUAACCUGCUACAACUGCAAUCGUAAGGGACACAUGGCUCGAGAUUGUCUCCACAGUAACAGGCAGAAGCCCUGUGAGGAGUACAGCAAAGCAGACUGACGGGCAGACUCCGGGAAUGGGCCCUGCACAGAGAACAGGGGAGGUAACACACACACCUGAUGAUACACAUACACAUAGACAGGAGCAUUCACAUAACGUUAAACACAUUAGUAGCAGCACCUGCAUGCAACAGCAAGACUACACAGAAACGCCAGUCCAAAUAGAUACACCUGAAGUUGCAUUAAGUUUGUUAAAAUACACAACUACUCCCUUCUCUAAACUCCCUUGUAUUCCCCUCACUGUAUGUGGGUAUGUGUUAACCUUUUUAGUAGAUUCUGGAGCAGGACACUCAGUGAUACAACAUGGGGUACUUCCAGUAGACCCACCGCUCAGCUCAAAUUCUAUUCAGACAGUGGGCAUCUCAGGACAACCUGUAACCGAAACUUUCUCAGUCAACCUCCCAUGUGAAAGCGAGGGAGGAAUAGUUACAUCCCACUCAUUUCUCAUCUCACAUACAUGUCCAGUAAAUUUGUUAGCACGUGAUUUAAUGUGCAAAUUAGGAGUAAAUCUCAUGUCCACUCCAGAUGGGCUAACUAUUGAAGUAAGUGAAAUGUGCGGUGUGCAGUAUGGGUUUGGAAGCCCCCUGUAUGUGUAUGUCUGGCGGCUCUGCUCAGAUCAACUCACACAAACUCCAAAACACCUUGUACAGCUCGCACGCUUGAACACCUCAUCAGCUGACACAGAUUAUAUGAAAGAGGAAGAUUUGCAUUGCACAGCACAUGUUCACCAAGGGCAAGAUGUAGAGUUUGAAAAGGCUUGGUUUGCAGACCCCCACACACGUGAAAGAUUGACCCUCAAAACUACAUAUUGGUCUAAACAUUAUUGUGCUGUGCAGGUCCAUUUUACUCGUUGUCCAAACAGCUGCAUCAAUGCUCUUCGCAGUGUUCUCAAACAUGUUAUACAUGGCCUCAUGACAGAGGACUCUGAGGUUGACUGCUGCCAACAUGAUUUCUUUGACAUCAUUAAUUCUAUACCCCAUGUCUCAUUAGCAAAACUGCGAGCCGCCCAUUGGAAAGACGUGGGGAAGUGGGUCAAGAAGUGUGCAGCCAAUGACAAUGAAUGGUCCUGAACAGAGGACCCUAGUGUGUUGUUUUGUCAAAGGCUUGGGGUCUACAAGCAAAGUUAGGCUAUGUGUGUGCAUGUUAAGCGCAGUGUAAUAUUAGCCACUGAUGACCAGGGUCCUGGGGACCCUGGCCAUAGUGGCCUGUUUGUCUCUGUUUCCACAGGCAUAACUCCAGCAGAGGUGCACCCCAAAUUGGUGGGAGUUCCAAAUUCUGUUUGGGCGAAGGGUAAACAUGAUGUAGGCCUAAUAAAGAAUGCUGAACCAGUGGUGAUCACCCCCAAAUCAGAUUUCAGUCCUAAACAGAUCCAAUACCCACUCAAACCAGAAGCAAUCGCAGGUAUAAAACCGUUCGUUGCUGAAGGCAGAUGUAAUUGUCCCUUGCCAGGACUCUCCAGUGCGCACUCCUAUUUUUUCCAGUUAAGAAGGCAAGAAAACCGUCCCAGCCCGAUGAGUGGAGGUUUGUCCAAGAUCUGCAAGCAGUCAAUGCUGCGGCUGUUCCGCGCGCGCCUGACGUCCCUAAAAGGCGCCCUGCAGACCACACCCAUGCUGGGACUGCCUGACCCCAAUAAACCAUUUGUUCAAACUGUAGAUGAAAAGAAGGGUUUAUGACCUCUGUUCUUUUGCAGAAACACGGGGAUAGAUUGAGAACUGUAGCCUACUUCUCCAGCAGGCUGGAUCCAGUGGCGGCUGGACUUCCUGUUUGCCUGUGUGCAGUUGCUGCAGCUGAAAAGGCGGUAACUCCUUCCAGAAAUAUUGUGGGGUACUCUAACCUCACCCUUUUGGUCCCACAUGCUGUCUCCCUGCUUCUGUUGGAGAAAAUACGUCACAUUUGUCAGCACAGAGAUGGUUGAAGUAUAACACUGUCAUACUUGAUAUGCCUAGCAUCAUUGUGAAACGUUGUUCUGUUCUGAAUUCUGCCUCUCUUCUCCCUACAGAGGACAAUGGAGAACCACAUGACUGUGUUGCUCUCACUAACGAUUUUUGUUCCCCCAGGGCAGACUUAAAGAGCGACCCUUUAGAAAAUCCAGACAUGAUCCUCUAUGUGGAUGGUUCAGCCUCCAGAGACCCAGAGACGGGAAAGAACAAAGUAGGUUUUGCCAUAGUCUCAGAUCACAAGGUCCUCAAGGCGUCACGUCUGCCCUCGAACCUGUCGGUGCAGGCUGCAGAGCUCUGUGCCCUCAUUGAGGCAUGCAAAUUGGCGGCAGGGCAAUCUGUCAAUAUUUUUACGGACAGUAGGUAUGCAUUUGGAAACAUAGAAAAUUUCUCACUAGCACAGGAUCUCCCAUUGCACAUCAUAAACUGGUCUCUGAGUUGUUGGAUGCUGUUCUACUCCCUAGAGCCAUUGCUGUGUGUAAGUGUGCUGCUCAUACUAACAAUACUAAUCUUGUGUCUCAAGGGAAUGCCAGGGUGGACGCGGCAGCUAAGUGUGCAGCCUCGGCUUCCAGUCCACCCUCUAACCUUGCCUUUCCUCAGGUUUCUACCCCUUGUUUACAGCUAGCGGACCUUCAGAGCACUGCCACCCAGGACGAGAGAUAAGUCUGGAAACAGGCAGGCUGUAUCCUUGCAAACUCAGUCUGGGUUUGUCCCUCGGGCCGUCCCUGUCUACCAAAAUACAUGUUCCCUUUCUAUGCAAAAUUGACACAUGGGCUCACCCAUGUGUCAAAAGGGGUGAUGGUAGCAGAAGUAACAAAGAGAUGGUUCACAAAGGGGUUUUCAAAUUAUGCUGCGAAAUUAUUGCAAGCAAUGCUUGAUAUGUGCACAACAUAAUGCAGGUCAAGGUAUCAGACUAACUCAAGCAGCACACCCAAUACCAGACAAACCAUUUGAUCACCUCCAAAUGGACUUUAUUGAACUGACACCUAGUGAAGGGAAAGGGUGUUGCCUGGUAAUAGUUGAUGUUUUCAAAAUGGGUUGAAGUAUUCCCCACAGCUAAACAAGACUCAGAGGCAGUAGUCAAAGCACUCCUGAGAGAUGUAAUUCCUAGGUGGGGUAUACCUAGCAAAAUCUCAAGUGACAAUGGAACACCCUUUGUUAAUGCAGCCCUAAAGAAAAUAGGAGCAUUCCUAGGGAUAGACCUGAAACAACAUUGUGCCUAUCAUCCUGCCAGUGCAGGAGCAGUAGAGAGGGAAAAUGGGUCCCUUAAAAAUAAACUAAGCAAAGUUUGUGCAGAAACAGAGCUAGGAUGGACAAAGGUCCUCCCUGUAGUACUCACAAAUGAGGAUGCAAACUAGGCCUAAACAUGGGUUAAGCCCAUUCGAAAUUCAGUUUGGACGAGUACCCAACAUAGGAAUAGGGCCAGCCCAAGGAACACUGCCGAACAGCAGACUGUGUGAUGAUGCAAUGUUGAAUUACUGUGCAACGUUGUCCUCUGCUUUGAAAUAUAUCCACAAACAGGUAAAGAAGCACUUCCCAAACCCGCUGAGGGACCUCUGCAUGAUCUACAACCAGGGGAUUGGAUCGUGGUGAAGGACUUCCGAUGAACCAAGUGGAACAAGCCACGGUGGAAUAGCCCAUUCCAGGUCCUGCUCGCAACCCCAACGGCAGUGAAGGUCACAGGCAGAGUGACGUGGAUCCACGCUAGCCACUGCAGGAGGGUUCCUGAACCGGCUGAGCAGGAGGAGGAGGAAGGCCUAAGUGACCAGACGCUGACUAAAGCUCGUGAGGAAGAAAGGCAUCACUACAUGGAACAGUGCGAGUAUCACAUCAAUCACGCACGCACUCUCAAUAGGGAAGAGUAUUUCAGUGUCUAGCCGAUAGACAAGUCUUAGGUUUUCGAGUUUCCUCCAAUUCCUGGUGAGGUGGGACGAGGGCUGAUAGGGCAUACCCGCCCUCUGAGCACCAAUACACGUCAAGAAGGGCAAGGGUUAACUCGGUAACAUCACUGAGGCACUGAACAAGAUGCGCAAGGUUGCUGGACAAUUACGAGCAGAUGAACAUGGAGGAGUUGAAGACAGCUGAUCAUGUUAGUUCAGUGGAUGGAAGACUCUGAUUCUAUCCACCAUACCGGUCCUGGGCUUAGUGAUUGUGAUGCUAUGUUUGCUCCCUGUUUUCUGUCAAUGUUGUAUGUCUGUGUUUCAGAGGCAGCUGACAAAUAUUGGUUACCAGAUGGUAAAAAUAGACUCAGACGACUUGCCUGACUGGCCUCCAAAACCCACACGAAGACCACAACCCACACGAAGACCACAACCCACCGUUCGAUGACAUCAGCACAGUUGACAUGAAAUUAGCCCUAACUUAAAACAUUUUCAUUUGUGGUUGUUUCCUGUUCUAUUGUUUCCUGAUCUAUGUAUAUAGCUUGCUAGCAUUAACUUAAGAUGUCUAUGUCUUUUAAAAAACAGCCUUAGCAUUAUCCCUGUACACUCAAUGACGUGUUAAGUCGAAUCUCUCUGAGAACUCUUAUCACUGAAACUGUGUACAGUUCCUUUCUUUCCUUUUAGCAAUUAUUAUCCUAUAGGAUAAUAAGGGGGGAAAUGUGAAGGAAAAUUAAUGGACGAACAUUAUUAUUCUCUGUGUUUCUGUAUGUUGAGCUAAAGUGGCUUAGUUACUGAGAAGAGAUGUUUUUUUCCAAUGUUCUAAUCACUGUUAUGUGGCCUUGGUGGUAAUGAGCAGGGUGCUUGAGUUCGUCCUGCUUGCAUCUUCUCAUGAUGUAACCACCUUUCCUGACCUCGGUGGUGAUAAGCAGGGUGCCUGAGUUCUCAUAACUAUGCAUCCGCCUGCAUAUACCAGAGCAUGCCAGGUGCAUGCUUUAACAAAGCUUCAUAGAAAAUCUUGAGCCAAUCACGUGAAGAUGCAAGCAGUAAGCGAAUGCCUUUAGAGUAUAAUAGAUAGCAGCCACUAAAACACAACUCAGAGUGCGCGUACUCUUGGCAUCAUCAGAAGUGGUGUCUUCUUCUAUUCUUCUCUUUCCUUUCCUAUUUUAUAUAUCUUUAUAUGAUCUACUAUAAUAAAUAACUGAAAAGAUGA